Messenger RNA from Sungouiella intermedia, 300 nucleotides. The record is from the annotation of a GenBank genome assembly. Lineage: Eukaryota; Fungi; Ascomycota; Pichiomycetes; Serinales; Metschnikowiaceae.
AUGGUAUGUGGAUCGAUUUUCAUCGUUUCGUCAUCUGCUGUUGCCCCAGGCGGUUUGAGAGCUGCUGCUAAGAGAAAGAAUGUUGCUGAUAAGAAAGCAAAGGAGGCCAGCCAGAUGCCUUUGUCUACUAGAGCUGCUGGUGCUGGAGGAUCUUCUGCCACCAUGUUGAAGUUGUUCACGGACGAGGCACAGGGCUUGAGAGUGGACCCAUUGGUUGUUUUGUUUUUGGCUGUUGGUUUCAUUUUCUCGGUCAUUGUCUUGCAUGUGUUGGCCAAGAUCACCGGUAAGUUCACUUCGUAG